UCUAUAUAAAGUCCAAUCGCCAGCCAGACAUUCAAACUGAAGAAAUCAAGGAAAAUUUAGUCGUUAGUUGUCACAUGCGAGGAAAACUGGAGAAACAAAGUGCAACUUUUAUUGAGGUCGGAUUGAAUACGACCGAAGCCUAACAUGUUCAUUGCAUAUACGUCAAUAACACUAAUAACGAUAACGAGUGUCAAAUGUUGAAUAUUGUAAUUCAUUUUGUUUAUACCUAUUAUAUAUCACAUAUACGUUGUAGAUAAAACGUAUUAUUAUAGUAUGAACUCUUGUUAGCUAGCAGUAGUAUAGUAAAAUGUAUUCUAUAAAAGCUGUAGUUGUUUCUGUUAAUUUUUUAUUUAUUUUAUAUACAAGUGCCACUAGUGAAAAUAGCAGCUCGGCCAUCAGCGAGGAAAAAUAUUUAUUUGACUUCACGAAGAACGAUGAUGUUGAGGCCUGGCAAGAACAAUCUGAUACGGUCCGAGAUGUGGGAAUGUCCAAAGCCGUGUUCGUUAUCCAUAAAAAUAAAGGAUUUAGAAGGGCAAUAUUUUUCGCUUUGUUAAACCCUCAACAGAAUGGAGCUGGAUUCGCGGGAAUAAGAGCCAUUCAAACUUACAAUUUGCAGGGACACACAAAACUGCAAAUAAGAUGUAGAGGCCAAGGCCAGUAUAAAGGUUUUAAAGUAGUUCUGAGGCAUAAAGGAUUAAAUUAUGAACCAUGUUAUUCAUUUGAACAGUAUUUUCAGGCCCCAAAGGACGAGUUUGCUGUAUGUAAUUUAGCAUAUAACGAAUUUAAAGCUUAUUAUAGAGGAAAGAGGGCUAAUGAGACAUUAGAUUUAUCUCAGGUGUCAAGUAUUGGGUUCCAAAUGUAUGGCGGAGUUUAUCAACCAGUAAAACAAAAAGGCCCCGCAACAUUAGAAAUCGAUUGGAUAAGAUCAGUGUAAUUUAUUGAAACAAUAAUCUAUAGGUAAAAUUGUUUUAUGUUAGCCGAUUAUGUACAGUGUGCAAAGAACGUAUAAAGAAAUUUCGCAAUAUUAAUACUAAAUUGUGCAAUUAUUUAUGGAACUAGGGUAUAAUUUACCUAAGGAUUGAUUACACGAUGAAAAUUGUUCUUGAUCCUUUCGUGGAAAUAGGAUGCACAUCGUAUUUUAUAUCUCCAUUACAAUACUGAUUGUUAUAAUAUAGAACGGAUGUUCUACUUCCUUUCAGCUGCACUCUGUACUGUACUUGUGAAUUGUUUAUGCUUACCAAUAAAACAUUGUUACUUGUUUAAUUAUUUAAUAAGAAAAAUUAAGAAUUAUAUGCAAUAUAUUUUAUUACCUGAAGUAAGUCAUUACUAAAUAGUGUUUUUUUUUCUAAAACAGUAAAACACGGUUUUUAUACUAUUUGUGUAUCCCAAUACAUAAAUGCUUCUUUAAAUUAUUAAUUCAUAUAAUCUGUACUAUUACUAGCGACCCAAUCUGGUCCAUAUACAGUCUGGGUUUUAUUAUAAUAAAUUCAGACAUAAAAAAAUUAUUAUGGUUCAUAAUUAAAUAUACAAUUAUUUAAAUCUGUCAAAAUUAGAACAAUCUAGUGAGUGAAAGCCAUAUCAAGAUAGUGGUGUGUAUUAAAUAAU
Molecule: messenger RNA, 1605 nt
Organism: Achroia grisella
Lineage: Eukaryota; Metazoa; Arthropoda; Insecta; Lepidoptera; Pyralidae
Exons: 3
Coding region: 308-934 (208 amino acids)
Biological process (GO): NADH dehydrogenase complex assembly
Source: RefSeq, a predicted model, not a curated record